Penicillium cataractarum is the source of this 813-nucleotide messenger RNA. RefSeq names its product gnat family protein. The record is from RefSeq and is a predicted model, not a curated record. The transcript is spliced from 3 exons. The coding region runs from base 1 to 813 and encodes 270 amino acids. Lineage: Eukaryota; Fungi; Ascomycota; Eurotiomycetes; Eurotiales; Aspergillaceae.
AUGGGAAUCAAGCUGGGCCAACGACGAAAGCCGCAGAACCUCUCCACAUUGAUUUGCUAUGGCAGGGCACUGUGUAUUAUGCAUCAAUUGUUCUUCACAACCUUGGCAGCGAAUACUCUACGUCCAGGUGUCCCAAGCGACAUCGAUGGAGUCGUGGACGUCGUGCUGGCCGCGAUGCCGUUAGACCCCCAGUGGGACUGGAGAUUCCCGUAUCGACAUGAGUACCCCGAAGACAACUACAAGUACACCAAGAUGCUGUUCGAAUACUUCCUAGAUCCAGAGUGGGAUGACUGGACGGUAAUGGUGAUUGAAGCGACCUCAAAUGAAGACCCGGAUGUUUCCAAAAUCGUUGCCUUUUCCGUCUGGGACAUAUCAUACAUUAGGGUUCUCAAGAAUCCGGAAUAUGAGCCACAGAACCCAAUGCGUGAAGUAAGCAAGCGUGGAGGGGCAACCCGCCGAGACGCCAACCCAGAGCGCAUGAAAGCGUUCCGAGAAUCAGGAGACGAGGUCAUGGAGACAUAUUUCAACCCGCUUUAUGGUCCUCGUCAAAUCCAUCUUCAGAUUCUCGGCACCCACCCAGACUAUCAGCGUCACGGCCAUGGCUCAACCCUGUGCCGCUGGGGCAUGGACAAGGCGCGAGAGGAUGACGUUGCCUUGACGCUUAUCGCGAGUCCGAUGGGGAAACUUCUUUACACGCACCUCGAGUUCAGACUCGCUGGUAGUGGCGUUAUUGAGAUCCCAGGUGACCCCGAGACAAAUUCUUGGGAUGCAAUGGACUGGGACCCGAACAUGCAUGGAAAGCUGGAAUUGUGA